AUGUUCUCUCUAGUCCAAUCUCUAGGACUUCUUGCUUUGAUGGUAGCAACCGUCUUCGCAAACUUCGGCAACAAGUUGGUUUGCGAUCCUCUCGUCCCGGGCUCUGGCCCAAAAGUCUUCCCGGACACCCCCGAGGUUUUCCAGGCUUACAAUCCCUUCUCCGAUGCUGCUUCAUCGGCCGUCACUCCCGCUGGCUACGUCCAGGCUUACUCCAACCUCCUCACCACGUACGAUGAACCAUCGCAGUUUGUCCACUACGUGACUAUGGACUCGUACGAUGUCGCCCGGUGUGCUGCCGAGUGUGACAACGACGCCAAGUGCAAUGCUUUCACCAUCUUCUUCGAGCGCCAGCCCGCCAAUGCGCCUCACGGCGUCCACUGCCCCAACCCUGAGUCCACGACUCACAUCAAGUGCGACUUGUGGUCCGGCACCAUCCUCCCCAGCAUCGCCAUCAACGAGGGUCAGACCCGUGAGGACUUCCACGUCGUCAUGGCCGGCGCCAACGCCUACGUCAAGGACGUUGUCACGCCCGAUGUCCCUGCCGAUUAUGCCCUCGAAAAAUAUGCCCUCGGUGCUGCCAUCGAAGCGCCUCUUGACUGCAACGGCGAGGACACCUACAUGGGCCUUGCGUACUGGCAAGACGGUAAAUUCGACGCUCAGAGGUGCAUCACUGCUUGCGGGGAGACAAAUGAUGCUUCGGGCCGCCAGUGCCACUUUGUCAACACGUACAUGCAGCGUCGCAACAACGUGCCUGUCGUCCAGCACUGCGCCAUGUUCUCCAAGUACUGGCCAAUAGAAUUCGCUACCAACGUUGGCCAGCUACGUGAUAACGAUGAGAUUGACAUCUCCGAGACCGACUCUUACGGUAUCCGUCAUAUCGUCGACGACUUCGCUGCCUGCUUGCCCAUCGACAAAUCUGCCUCGGUCGCAGCCUCGACGCUGGCGACCUUGACUCGCGCCAAGAACGUGCUUGCAACACCGUCUUCCUCCCCCUCCUUCGACUACCCCAAGAUCGCUCCCGAGACUUUCAGCGACUGGGAUCCCGUCAAGGAGACUACUACAUACAUUACUCCCACCGCCUCUGCUUCUUCCUUUUCUUCCUUCAACACGCCCAUCAUCGCCGAGGAGACCUUCUUCGACUGGGACCCCGAACACGAGACCGCUACGUUCAAUAGGCGUUGGCUCUUCAGUCAUCGUCACCAGCUUCUCAGGCCCACUAGCGCAGCCAUGAUGACUGAUGUUCCUGAUUUCGCAGAGGCAUUUUCCGCGAUCCAGUAGAUCGCUCCAUGGCUCGCUACGACUUAUCAUAUCAUUAGAGAUGGUGUCCAGGAUGUAGAGUCUAUUUGUUCAAUUUCGUAACGCAGGAAGGGGAGCGGACCGGUACAGCAGACUUUGACACGGACAUGAUCAGUUGUCAUGAUGCUUGGCUUUUCGGGUUUGAACUGGUUUCCUGAAGCAUGACCGACUUUGAGUAACAUGCUUGGACCACAAAAAAAAAUAGAAGAAAAUAGAAGAGACCGAAAAACAAUAUAAAAAAUGAGAAAAUUGACAUCGC
This is a messenger RNA of Alternaria rosae, 1555 nucleotides long. RefSeq lists its product as uncharacterized. The transcript has 5 exons. The record is from RefSeq and is a predicted model, not a curated record. Bases 1 to 1278 code for a protein of 425 amino acids. Lineage: Eukaryota; Fungi; Ascomycota; Dothideomycetes; Pleosporales; Pleosporaceae.